GCAUCUGAGGACGCUGUCAGACAUGCGUCAGGUGCAGACGGUCAUCAACGGCUCACUCGAAUUCAUGGCGCAUCUGGCAGCGGAGCUCACUGACAUCCUCGACACAGCGACGGCCCGGCAGCAGCACCAGCAGCAGCACCAGACGGCCGUCAUCGCCCCCCCUCAGCAGAUGGGUCCGUUCGCCAGGCGCGUUGCCGCCUUCUGUGUGCCCAUCCCCGACCAGGAAAUUGAGGACCAGACACGCCUCGGUCAGCGUGUCAAUGCGGCCAUCCGUCGGUUCACCGCCGCGGCUGCGCAUGCCUUUGCCGCGAGCGAUGGCGAGGCGCCGGCGAGCGUGUCGUCGCUCAUGUGCUUCGUGCUGGGGCAGCCGGGCGGCCCGCAGGUGGGCGUGCGGGAGGUGGUCGUCAAGUCGAUAGCGGACGAGGCGGCCCGACAUGGCCUGACGAUAGCAGGGCUGCCGACUCUUGUGCCGACGUUCGACCUGCGCGACGUGGGGUAUGUGCGAAGGGUGGGCGGCAGCGAGGCGUUUGAGCCGAUGCAUCUCGAGUCGCUGACAGACAGGCAGCCGGGCGAGUCGCCGGGUCUGGCCAAUGUGCCGCCCUUGUGGGUACUUAACUGGCUUUGACCUUUGUAAGUGUAUAUCUGCCGUCCUUCCUUUUUGGUACGUACGGUUUUCUUCCUUCCUUAUCAAGCAAGCGCCCGGCGUGUGUUUGUGCUCCAUUGUCUGCCUGUCUGCUGCGGUAGACUCACUGACCGACUCCAUGGAUGGAUGGAAGAAAGUAUGCAGUACACUGACUGACCAGUAUAUGUGGAGUGUGUGGUGGGUGGUGCGAUCGGUCGAUCAUGAAGUGGUUGUGUGCUCUAGUGUCACGGUGACGGAGGGGGGUUUUGAUGGCCUGCUGCCUGCCUUCCCCUCACCGUCCUGCAUGCCUACCUGCCCGUCUGUCUGUCUAUCUGUCGCCCGCCAGUCAUGUCGUUUUAAUGCACAGCUGGGCGGAAGCAGAGACAGGGCAGCCAGCCUCACUCGCGGCGCAUUGAUUGCAUGGCCUUAUCGCUGUCGUGCUGCCUGUCUGUCUGUCUGUCUGUCUGUCUGUCUGCCGCCCCUUCCUGUUAUCUGUCGAUAGCUUAGUAGCCACAGCCAUGGCUGCCUCUCUCUCUCUCUCUCUGUUUUGAUGGGACGACACACAUGCCUCGCUUCUCCUUUCCAUCCAUCCAUCCAUCCAUCCAUCCAUGUCUGUGUGUGUUUCACACUCGUCGUCCAUUCACACACACACACAGACACACACCAUCAUACCAGACAGACAGACAGCUCCGAUGCAGUCAGUCAUUUUUGCCAGCCCCUUUGUACACGGCGUUGAUGCCGUGCCGAGGGGGCGGGUGGGUGUUUGGGUUCCCUUCCUGUGUGUGUCGUCCUGCAUUCACAUCGGUUUGCGUCCCCCUCCUGCAUGGCGCUCGGUCACGACUCGAGGCUCUCUUGCUGAACGUUUCCAUGUACAUACGUACACAACGCACAUUGAUGCAGUUGGAUCCGUCCAUUGUGCAUGAUGGAUGGUAUGUGGUGGGUGGGGUGCGAUGCGUGUCAGUCAUGUGCCCGUGGUCCGUCUCUGCUGCCUUGCCUGGUACCUGUGGACGUCCGUACGUACGUAUUUGUCUCUCUGUCUGUCUGUCUUUCUGUCUGUCUCUAGACAGAGCUAUGUACAUACAUAUACUGAGUGUGCACAUCAAGUGCACAUUGGGCCCUCCCUAAGCUUGCUUCUCUCUGUCCGAAUGUGUUGCCCGGUGGCUGACUUGGUGAUGCCUGGGCGGUCGCAGAUAGACAGUGCGGCCGUGGAGGUGUGUGAGGACGUGUGAGUGAACAAAAAGCGCUGCAGCUCGAGCCGCCGGUUUAACGCAUUUUCUGUUUCGCCUGG
Molecule: messenger RNA, 1910 nt
Organism: Vitrella brassicaformis
Lineage: Eukaryota; Vitrellaceae
Source: the annotation of a GenBank genome assembly